This is a messenger RNA of Didymodactylos carnosus, 1135 nucleotides long. The record is from the annotation of a GenBank genome assembly. NCBI's taxonomy places the organism in Eukaryota, Metazoa, Rotifera, Eurotatoria, Philodinida, Philodinidae.
UAGCAUUCUAUUUUUACGUAGAUUUAUAUAUAACUUUGGAUGAAGAAUCGAAUGAGCAUAGUGAAGAAAAAAUAAUUUUUGAGUGAUGAGAAUACAAACUUUCUGCACAAUCAGCUUUGAAAUUUGAUCAAAUCAGUACACAGCGACCGAUGUCAAUCGACAUUUACCAAACAAUUAACAACUUUGAUUCAACGAGAAAAACUUGGCGUUGUUGGAGCAGAAACUAUUCAAUCUGAACACGGUUUAUUAUCUAAUAAAGUGUUAUUCGAGUUUUAGUUGCAUAUUUCCCGAUAUGAACGUCAAUAAUUUUCUAUUCUAAAUUUUUUUUGAAAUAAUUUGUUUGAAACUUUGUAAUGCAAAGAAAAUAUGAGACAAUAAAAUAAAUAAGACACAUCUGUCUUUAUUUUAAAAUUGGUGCACAUACACCACGAUUGUUUUGCUUUAUUGUCCUUUUUAGUGACUGUUCUUUUUGGUCCUUGGUCUUCCGGACAUCCGGCCAAGUGACGGAUGGUCGGAAUCGGGUCUGUAUAGCACACAAUCGUUGUUUCCGGAUGUUCGGAAUGAACGUCGUCUGGGUGUCCGGAAUGAAAAGUAUGGAUGUCCGUAACAGAACGAACAUCCUCAAAAAAAAGGCUGAAAAGCCAUGGCUCAUGCCGUUGCGUACACCCGGACGACUUUCAUUCCCAACAUUCAGAUUUUUUUCGGUUAUCAUUCCGAAUAUGCGAUUUUUUUCCAUUCCGAUCUUCCGAACUUUUUCAGAAAAAUGGCAGUUCGGAACGGAUUACUCUAUAUGAUAUUAUGCACCAUGCAAAAAUUUAGCGGAAACCUAUUGUUCAAUAUUCAUUUCUCUAAACUUUUUUUGACUUUUUUCCUUUAGGUCUUACAAGAAAUAUCACUGAUGUCUCUAACCAGUUCUACACCAGAUAAAUUUGGAAUUUUAUUUGCUGAUCUCAUUGUUAAAUUAAAAGAUAUGAAAUCUGGUUUAGUUUAUAAUGAAUUAGGUACUUGUGAUCCAAAAUGGCCGUGGCCAUCAAUAUUGACAAGUAAAGGUGUUGUUCAAUAUUAUAAAGUUGGACUAGAUGGUAUACAUUUAAUUGUUACACCAAAUGCUGUUCUUUGGUCAUCAUAUUUUUAA